AUGGACUCCACAUCAGCUGCUGAUAACAUAAGGGAAGAUGCUGUGAGCAAGGUUUUGGGAAAAGACAAACCUGGACGAGUAAGGGGCUUUGGUAGAGGGAUUACAGCUAAUAAGCUAGCAUAUCUGCAAUUUAGAGACGCUAAGAUUGCAGAAAUGAAAAGUGAGAUUGAAGAGUUAAAGGGGAUGGUGCGAGAAUUAGCUGAGAAGAAGAAAAGUAAUGUUGAUGCUGAAACAUCUGAGAGUAGUGGUGGAUUCAAAGAAGGAGUCAGAGUACAAAUACUGGAUUGGAUUGAAUCAGAGGAUGUUGUUGUUGGUGAAGGAGAAUUCUGCUCUGCUGAACCGAAGUACAAAAUUGGUCGUAUACCAAUUGGUCCUAAUGCAGUGGCUAUCGUAGUUAAGUAUGCACUAAGCGCAUCAGCUUCACUCUGGAGGCCUACUACGGAUGUGUUAACUCUUGAUGAAGCUGUGGGAUACAAGAUAUCUUGGCCAAUGGAUAAAGUGAUUUUGGAUAAGGAUCCAAACUGUUCUGAAGAUUUAUCUAUGCAAAGCAAGGAAGGUGAAUAUCGAAGAUGCAAGAUAUAUGAUUGGACCAAUGAUGAGGACGAGGUCAUUGCUGAAGGUCUCGUGUGCUCUUCAAAAUCCAAAGACAUGGUUAACAACAUACCUCUGGGUCCCAAUGCUGUUAGUGUCGAAGUAGUGAAGGUGUUCAAUGAUCAAGCAUAUUUGUGGAGGCCAACCGCUGAUAUGUUCUUGAUUGGUGAUGCACUUAGCGAGAAAAUAGCAUGGCCAGUCCUAAAGGUUGAAGUCAUGCCUACACCCGCUACAGAAGUAACACCAACUAAAUGUGCAGGGAAGAAAAUAGCAUCACCUUCGAAGCCAGCCAAGAAAAAAGCAGUGAGUCCAGGCAGCACUAGUUCGACCAGAAGUCCGAAGCAGAAGUGCACUCUCUUGGAUUGCAACAACUCUGGACGUAAGGUAGCUGAAGGAAGGGUAGCUUCAACGGAUCCGAAUGAGUUGUGCCACUUUGUACCCCUAGGUCCAAAUGCAAGCAAGGUGUGGAUUGAUGUGGCUAAGAUCGGUGAUGCAAAAGUCUGGAGGCCAAAUUCAGAGAUUGAAUACAUAUCUGAUGCAAUGGGUUCGGUUGUGGCAUGGCCAAAUGACAAAAUCAAGUUUGUCUAAAAUUGUCGUCUGAAACAUUUUUCAAGUUGGUUCUCAUCGGCUAUGUAUUUCUAGUGUGUGAUCGAAUGUUUAGGUACUUUUUUACUCGGUUGAAAUCAUGUAUGAUAUUAUGUAACAGUUAGCAGACAAAAAAAACAAAAAUUAUGUGUUAUAUUAUGAUAUAAGGUUAUGUGUGAAAAUGUUUAGCUUGUUAACCCCUAUACCCUUAAGUGCAUAAUUUUACAUUAAACCAUAAGCUUUAAAAAUUAAAUCCACAGACGGGAAGACCAAAAAUUAAAAUC
Messenger RNA from Brassica napus (rape), 1460 nucleotides. RefSeq lists its product as uncharacterized. Lineage: Eukaryota; Viridiplantae; Streptophyta; Magnoliopsida; Brassicales; Brassicaceae. The transcript is spliced from 4 exons. The record is from RefSeq and is a predicted model, not a curated record. The coding region runs from base 1 to 1179 and encodes 392 amino acids.